Messenger RNA from Psilocybe cubensis, 1965 nucleotides. RefSeq lists its product as uncharacterized. NCBI's taxonomy places the organism in Eukaryota, Fungi, Basidiomycota, Agaricomycetes, Agaricales, Agrocybaceae. Bases 1 to 1965 code for a protein of 654 amino acids. Gene Ontology annotation, biological process: hippo signaling; positive regulation of transcription by RNA polymerase II. Gene Ontology annotation, molecular function: transcription coactivator activity; ubiquitin-protein transferase activity; protein binding. The record is from RefSeq and is a predicted model, not a curated record. Gene Ontology annotation, cellular component: cytoplasm; nucleus. The transcript is spliced from 3 exons.
AUGAAUAAUAAUCUAAUUUUGGAAUCUAUCAUACUGAUAUCAUCUCAGAAAGACGAGUUGGGACGAGUCACUGUUCUUACAUCUCCUGGCCGCCAGCGAUCGGGGCUCACGACUGGCGAUGCACACCGCCAUAUCGGUGUUCAACAAAUCUGCUAUGAAUAUAUCAAAGUUCAAGUGGCUCUUACAUAUAGCCUUUCUACCUAUUUAACCCAAGUGAAUCAGUCCACACAUAGUAUUGUUCCAUCCUUCAUGCUACAACUUGGAUCAUCAAAACGUAGCUCCAGUUCUCGAUUCAAGCGGCCACUAAUACGUGUAGCCGUUGGGUUGAGUGGUUGCGGCCUACGUUUUAUCUUCACAUGGCCUCGACUUCGUUCAAAGGGAUUUUCGCAGGCACAAUUUCCAAAAAAGCGGAAACCCGGUACAAGAAUGCAUGUAGAAGGAUCAGAUCCAAUGCCCGUUUACGCAGAUAAAACUUCCUUGCUAUCGUCACUUGACAACAACAUGUCCCCCAACUCAGACAAUGUACCUCUACCCACUGGGUGGGUACUUUGCAUAGACGGCACAAAUCGCAGAUUUUAUGCCAAUCAUCACACCAGAACCACCCUAUGGAAAGGUACGCCGAUGGCCUCCGAUGUUUCCAAGGAAAAUCCAGACCUUGAAGAGUUGCCUCCUGGAUGGGCGAUUGGAGUAACCGAAAGUUCCCAGAUAUAUUUCAUUGAUCACAUCACUCAGACUACAACAUGGACCGACCCAAGACUUCCAUCCGGAUGGGAAAAGCGAUACGACCAUAAGUGCAGGCCGUAUUUUGUUGACCAUAGCAGUAGAACCACGACGUGGGAUGACCCUAGGCAAACGACGUUCUCGACAGACCCGUUGUCUAUGUAUAUGCGCAAGGUUUUAUUUCUGAACAGGAAACAUUGUAACAAAACUCGGCGAGGAGUCUUUGAAAUUAGAAUUCGAAAGGGCUACAUUGUCCCAGACACCUUUUCAGUGCUCAGCAAAAUCAAGAAACCAAGGAAUAUUUUGCGUCGCUAUCCUCAUGUCACGUUUAAGGAUGAUCCGGAUUGCGAAGAGCCUGUCCAAGAAUGGCUUAAUUUGCUGCUAGAUGUUUUGUUCGAGCCUCGCCUUGGGUUCUUCGUGCUAGACGGUAACGGGUUUUUAGAAAUCAACACAUCAUUCAGUACACCCAGUUUCUUCAAAGUCUUUACUUACGUCGGGUGGAUUUAUGGCAUGGCAGUCUUCCAUGGAUACUUGGUGGACCCUAGAUUGAUCACAAUCUUACAUCGCAAUCUAAGCUGCAAUGGCGCCAUUACUGAACAAAACGCUCAGAUGUCCAGUCACAGUUAUAUAACCGACCCCCAGGGCUCGUUUCUCCGUGGUUUCUAUGAUGUGAUAGACCGCCGGUCAUUGAAGGGGUAUUCCCUAAUUGAACUGGAACGGCUAUUUGGAGGAGUGACCACACUUCACAAAGAGUACUGUGCAACGUACACCAUAUCCGAUGAAAAAAUUGGAACGGGCAGCGACAAGGACUCCACAGCAGUCAAUGCAUCUUCAGUCUCUUCCGAAUCCGAUAUCCAUCUGGAUUGGUUCUGGAAAAUUGCCAGCUCCUGGGCUCCUGAAGGACAACAAGCAAUAUUUGUCUACGUAACGGGCAGCGUGCGUGUACCCGCGACAGACCUGAUCAAAAUUAUGAAAACCCCAGACGGGGGCAUCCAGCGAGUUAGUGUUCCAGGGAACAAGCUCAAACGGGGGGCUUUGCCAGUGAGGGAUGAUGAUGUCCCCCAACAUAUUUUGUUUAUCCCACCGUUCGACGACUAUGAAGAGAUGGAACGCACUUUGAGAUCAAUUGUAUUUGAUGUGGAUGAUGAGAUAGAUAAAACUUCCCGUAAGGAUGUGUGUAUGGGGGGGAGGGGGGGAGUGCAAUCGACCCAGAAGGUCCGUGAAGGAUCUAUCAUAAAGCAAUAA